This is a messenger RNA of Lolium perenne, 1312 nucleotides long. The record is from RefSeq and is a predicted model, not a curated record. Lineage: Eukaryota; Viridiplantae; Streptophyta; Magnoliopsida; Poales; Poaceae.
AUGAUGGUGCCGCCGCCUCUGCAGCCUCAGCAGAUGACGGUGCCGCCGCCGCUGCAGCCUCAGCAGAUGACGGUGCCGCCGCCGCUGCAGCCUCAGCAGAUGACGGUGCCGCCGCCGCUGCAGCCUCAGCAGAUCAUGAUGCCGCCGCCUCUACAGCCUCAGCAGAUCAUGAUGCCGCCGCCUCUUCAGCCUCAGCAGAUCAUGAUGCCGCCGCCUCUGCAGCCUCAGCAGAUCAUGAUGCCUCCUCCGCCGCAGCCGAGGCCGUGGACCAAGGCGGAGGACAAGGUGUUCGAGACCGCGCUGGUGCACGUCCCGGAGAACGUGCCGAGCCGGUGGAUCUACGUGGCGGCGCAGCUGCCGGGGCGCACGGCGCAGGAGGCCUGGGAGCACUACCAGGCGCUCGUGGCCGACGUCGAACUCAUCGAGCUCGGCCUGGUCGAGACCCCCGCGUCCUGGGACGAGGAGGAAGCGGCCGGCGGCGGGGGGGCUGGCGGCGCAAGCGGAAGCGGACUAGGGCGAUUCCGCGGACGCGGCGGGAGCAGCGACGAGCGCCGCAGAGGCGUGCCCUGGACCGAGGAGGAGCACAGGUACGCGCCGUCAAAUUCUCAACUCCCUGUUGGUUUUUCGUUCUUGUCCUUUUCACCUGGUCUUCUUCGGUCCGUCCUUCGAGGUCCAAGAUACUUCGCCUGAUCUUUCCACGUCAAAUCUCUAGAUCCCCAUGGCCCACCCUGCCAUGUCCGAGAUCUACUGUACCAACCAUGCGAUCUAGGUUAACCGACCAUUUCUUCUUCUUCGUUUUCGUUUCGUUUGGGCAGGCUGUUCCUGGAGGGGCUGGAGAGGUACGGGCGCGGCGACUGGAGGAACAUCUCGCGGUGGUCGGUGAAGACGAGGACGCCGACGCAGGUGGCCAGCCACGCCCAGAAGUACUUCAUCCGCCAGGCCAGCGCCGCCAGCCGCGGCGACACCAAGCGCAAGAGCAUCCACGACAUCACCUCCCCGUGAUCCGUCGUGGGCAAUAUCAAGAAUCCGGUCCGGCCGGAGCUGAGCUGAAACCCGCCGCUGUCCCCCCCGUCGAUGCAGGGGAAAAGCUUGCUAGCUUGGCUGGAUCCUGCGAUUCGGAAAAUCUAUAGCUGUAAUGUCGAAUAAUCGUGUCCCUUGUCGUGUGUGACAUGUUAAGGAAGAAACAUAGGCUGGAAAUGAUUACAGCAUUAUUAUCCACCGCGUAGUUUUACUCCUUUCCUUAUUUAGAUCGAGUCCAUGACAGUGGUAUGGCUUUUUCACACCCCAUUCUCAUCCUGCCGUCAAAUAUAUU